Hippopotamus amphibius kiboko is the source of this 3910-nucleotide messenger RNA. RefSeq names its product ATP-binding cassette sub-family C member 4-like. The record is from RefSeq and is a predicted model, not a curated record. The transcript is spliced from 31 exons. Gene Ontology annotation, molecular function: ATP binding; ATP hydrolysis activity; ABC-type transporter activity. Gene Ontology annotation, biological process: transmembrane transport. Gene Ontology annotation, cellular component: plasma membrane. The coding region runs from base 1 to 3885 and encodes 1294 amino acids. Lineage: Eukaryota; Metazoa; Chordata; Mammalia; Artiodactyla; Hippopotamidae.
AUGCAGCCGGGGUACCGGGAGUUGAAGCGCAGUCCGAUGCAGGACGCGAACCUCUGCUCGCGCCUGUUCCUCUGGUGGCUAAACCCCUUGUUUACAACUGGUUACAAACGGAAAUUAAAACAAGAUGACAUGUACUCAGUGCUUCCGGAAGAUGGCUCCAGGCAUCUUGGGGAAGAGCUGCAAGGGUACUGGGAUCAGGAAGUCUUGAGAGCUGAGAAAGAUGCACAGGAGCCUUCUUUAACGAAAGCAAUCAUGAAGUGUUACUGGAAAUCCUAUUUAGUUUUGGGAAUUUUUACAUUUCUUGAGGAAGGCACAAGAGUGGUUCAGCCCGUAUUUUUGGGGAAAAUUAUUAAUUAUUUUGAAAACUAUGAUCCCACCGAUUCUACUGCUUUGUACAAAGCCUGCAGCUACACCGCAGUGCUGAGUGCCUGUGUGCUCAUUUGGGCCAUUCUACACCACUUUUACUUCUAUCACAUUCAGUAUGUGGGGAUGAGGCUAAGAGUAGCCAUGUGCCAUAUGAUUUACCACAAGGCACUUCGCCUGAGUAGCUUGGCCAUGCGCAGGACCACCACAGGCCAGAUAGUCAACCUGCUGUCCAACGAUGUGAACAAGAUUGAUCAGGUAACGAUGUUCUUGCACUUUCUGUGGGUGGGGCCGCUGCAGGCUAUCGCAGUGACCGCCCUGCUCUGGAUGGAAAUAGGAAUAUCAUGUCUUGCCGGGAUGAUGGUUCUCAUUAUUCUUCUGCUUUUGCAAAGCUGCAUUAGGAAGUUGUUUUUAUCACUCCGGAGAAAGACCACAACUUUCACAGUCAGCAGGAUCAGGACCAUGAGCGAAGUUAUAACUGGCAUCAGAACAAUAAAAAUGUAUUGUUGGGAAAAGUUAUUUGCAGAUCUUAUUACCAGAUUGAGAAGGAGGGAAAUUUCGAAGAUUCUGAGAAGUUCCUACCUUAGAGGAAUUGAUUUGGCAUUGUUUUUCGUUGUAAGCAAAGUCAUGGUCUUUGUCACCUUCAUCAUCAGUGUGGCCCUUGACAACCUGAUCACAGCCAGCCAAGUGUUUAUGGUGGUGGCGCUGUUCGAAGCUCUGUGGUUUACAGCCACCCUCUACUUCCCCAUGGCCAUCGAGAAGGUGUCAGAGGCAGUUGUCAGCAUCCGAAGAAUCAGGAACUUUCUGUCACUUGAUGAGAUAUCACAGUGCAACCCUCAGCUCCCAUCAGAUGGUAAAACGAUUGUGCACAUGCAAGAUUUUACUGCUUUUUGGAAUAAGACAUCAGAAACCCCAGCCCUACGAGGCCUUUCCUUUACUGUCAGACCCGGUGAACUGUUAGCUGUGAUCGGACCCGUAGGGGCAGGAAAGUCAUCACUGCUAAGUGCUGUGCUGGGGGAGCUGCCCCCGAGCCAGGGGCUGGUCACCGUGCACGGGAGGAUCGCGUAUGUUCCUCAGCAGCCCUGGGUGUUUUCAGGAACUGUGCGGAGUAAUAUUUUAUUUGGGAAGAAGUAUGAAAAAGAACGAUAUGAAAAAGUAAUAAAGGCUUGUGCUUUGGAAGAGGAUUUGCAGUUUUGGGGGGAUGGAGAUCUAACAGAGAUAGGAGAUGGAGGAACCAGGCUGAGUGCCGGGCAGAAAGCCCGGGUCAGCCUCGCAAGAGCCGUGUAUCAGGACGCAGACAUCUACCUCCUGGACGAUCCACUCAGCGCAGUGGAUGCAGGAGUCAGCAGGCACUUGUUCCAACAGUGUAUUUGUCAAGCCUUGCAUGAGAAGAUCACAAUCUUAGUGACUCAUCAGUUGCAGUUCCUAAAAGAUGCAAGUCAGAUUCUGAUAUUGAAAGAUGGUGAAAUUAGGCAAAAAGGGACUUACGCUGAGUUUCCAAAACCUGGGGUAGAUUUUGAAGAUAUCCUCUUAAAGAAGGUGAAUGAGGAGGCUGAACCAUCUCCAGAUCUAGGAACUCUCACUCUGAGGAAUCGGACCUUCUCUGAGACUUCUGUUCAGUCUCAACAGUCUUCCAGACCCUCCUUGAAAGAUGCCGCUCCAGAUACUGAGAAUAUGCAGGUUACACUAUCACUGGAGAACUAUUCAGAGGGAAUAGUUCAUUUUAAGACCUAUAAGAAUUACUUCACAGGUGGUGCUGACCAGUUUAUCAUCAUUUUCCUUAUUGUAGCAAGCAUUGCAGCUCAGGUUGCCUACGUCCUUCAGGAUUGGUGGCUUUCAUCCUGGGCAAAUGAACAGAGUAGCCUGUAUGCCAUGGUGUAUGGAAAAGAAAACCUAAUUGUGACACCUGAUCCUGCCUGGUACUUUAAAAUUUAUUCAGUUCUAACUGUAGGUACUGUCCUUUUCGGCAUCACAAGAUCCCUGUUGAUAUUCUACGUCCUUGUUAAUUCUUCAAAAACUUUGCACAACAAAAUGUUGGAGUCCAUUUUGAGAGCUCCAGUAUUGUUCUUUGAUAGAAAUCCAAUAGGAAGAAUUUUAAAUCAUUUCUCCAAAGACAUUGGGCAUAUGGAUGACUUGCUGCCCCUGACAUUUCUUGAUUUCAUCCAGACAUUUCUACUUGUGAUUGGUGUGGCAAGCGUGAUGGUGGCUAUGAUUCCUUGGAUUGCGAUACCCCUGGCUCCCCUUGGCAUCAUUUUCUUUGUUCUUCGGCAAUAUUUCUUAGAGACGUCAGGAGAUGUCAAACGCCUGGAAUGUGCAACACGGAGCCUAGUGUUUUCCCACUUAGCAUCUUCUCUCCGGGGACUCUGGACCAUCCGGGCAUACAAAGCCGAACAGAAGUUUCAGGAAGUAUUCGACGAACACCAAGAUUUGCAUUCAGAGGCUUGGUUAAUGCUUUUGACUAUGUCCAGAUGGCUCGCCGUGCGUCUGGAUACCGUCUGUGCCAUCUUUGUCACCAUUGUUGCCUUUCUGUGCCUGAUUCUGGCAGAAACUUUGGAUCCCGGGCGGGCUGGCCUGGUGCUGUCUCUCGCCCUCACGCUCAUGGGGAUGUUCCAGUGGUGCGUCAGGCAAAGCGUUGAAGUUGAGAAUAUGAUGAUUUCAGUAGAGAGGGUGAUUGAAUAUACAGACUGUGAGAAAGAAGCACCCUGGGAAUGCGAGCAUCGUCCACUGCCAACCUGGCCCCAUAAAGGAGAGAUUUUCUUUCGUAGUGUUAACUUCAGGUACAGCUUAGAUGGGCCUCUAGUAUUGAAGGACCUGACAACAGCCAUUAAACCAAGAGAAAAGGUUGGUAUCGUGGGAAGAACAGGAGCUGGAAAAAGUUCCCUCACCUCUGCCCUUUUUAGAUUGUUAGAACCUAAAGGUGGCAUUCACAUUGAUGAGAUCUGGACAAUCGAUAUCGGACUUCACGAUUUAAGGAAGAAAAUGUUGGUUGUACCUCAGGAACCGUUUUUAUUUACUGGAACAAUGAGGAAAAAUCUGGAUCCCUUUAAUGAGCGUACGGAUGAGGAACUGUGGAAUGUCUUAGAAGAGGUACAACUUAAAGAAGCCAUCGAAGGUCUUCCUGGUAAAAUGAGUACUAAAUUAGCAGAAUCAGGAUUGAACUUUAGUGUUGGACAGAGACAACUGCUGUGUCUUGCCAGGACUAUUCUCAGGAAAAAUCAGAUAUUGAUUAUUGACAAAGCCACAGCACAUGUGGAUCCAAGAACUGAUGAGUUGAUACAAAAAAAUAUCCAUGAGAAAUUUGCCCAGUGCACGGUGCUGACCAUCACACACAGGUUGAGCACUGUUAUUAACAGCAACAGGAUAAUGGUCUUGGAUUCAGGGAGGCAAAAAGAAUAUGGCCCGCCACAUAUUUUGCUGCAAAAUAGAGAAGGCCUGUUUUCCAAGAUGGUGCAACAACUGGGCAAGGACAAGGCUGCUGUCCUCACUGAAAUAGCAAAACAGGCACACAUCAGAAGGAGAUAGCCAGAUAUCACUCACAGUGACCUUG